GAUCAUAGCGCGUUAAGCGUCUCGUUCUUGGAUCAACUUCCAUCAAAAAUACGUUUAUCUUAGUUUGGUGUUUAACUAUUUAGGCUGAAUCUUCACGAUGACGCAACGUGCUACAUGCGUUGUCCGCCCGGGGUUCAUGUUUGUAUUUCUCUGUUUUUUGGCCACAAUAAUGUCGGUGUCUUCCGUCACUCAUUACUCUGUCCCUGAAGAAAUGGAGGACGGAUCUGUCGUGGCGAAUUUGGCAGCAGAUUUGGGAUUAGAGGUUAAAACUUUGAAGACGAGGAAGAUGCGCGUGGAUGUUGUGGCCAACAAGAAAUAUCUGGACAUCAACAAAGACACCGGUGAGCUUUUUAUUGCAGAAAGGAUUGACAGAGAGCUGUUAUGCCCGACAAAAACGACAACAUACUGCUUCCUUAAAUUAGACGCUACAAUAGAAAAUCCAAUCCGGAUGUUUAACAUAGAAGUAGAGAUAACAGAUAUAAAUGACAACGCUCCACAUUUCAGACGAGGAACGAUGCAUUUGGACAUCUCAGAGUCAAGCCCCGUGGGGGAGAGGUUCUCCCUGAAUAACGCAGCGGAUCCAGAUGUCGGAGCCAAUUCUGUAAAAGAUUACUACCUGAGUGCAAGUGAUCAUUUUGCGCUUGAAAUUCAGACCGGAAGAGAUGGAUCAAAGUUCGCAGAUUUGGUUCUGCAAAAAGCUCUGGACAGAGAGCAGCAGGCUGUUCAUAAUCUAAUUCUCACCGCUGUGGAUGGCGGAGUGCCCACGCGCACAGGUACAGCCAGCAUCAUUGUGCGCGUGCUCGAUGUGAACGACAACGCCCCUUCAUUUGACAAAGACAAAUACGUUGUAGAUGUGAUGGAGAACUCUCCUAUUGGUAGCUUAGUGAUGAAACUGAACGCUACAGAUUUAGAUGAAGGGUCCAACUCUGAUGUUGUUUAUUCUUACAGUUUGUACACAUCAGAGAGAACCCAGGAGAUGUUUCAGCUGAAUCCAGAAAAUGGUGAAAUCAGAGUGAAAGAAAUGAUCAAUUAUGAAGAUUUGAAACUGUAUGAGCUGGAGGUGAUAGCCAGUGACAAGGGACACAAUUCAUUAUCUGAGCAGUGCAGAGUGACAAUCCAGGUGACUGAUAUGAACGAUAAUCAUCCAGAAAUAUCUAUUAAAUCCUUCCAGAGUCCAGUGAGUGAAAACAUCAAGUUAGACACGGUGAUAGCUGUAGUUAGUGUGAGUGAUAAAGACUCAGGGGACAAUGGACUGGUUGAUCUUCAUAUUCCAGACAACAUGCCUUUCAAACUGAGGGAGUCCUCUGAUAAUUAUUAUGAGUUAGUGGUGUCAGAGCCAUUAGACCGAGAGAAGGUCCCAGAGUAUGACAUCACUUUCACUGUGACAGACAGAGGUUCUCCUCCUUUAUCUGACAAUGAAACAAUAACUUUAGAGCUGCUGGAUGUUAAUGACAAUGUUCCCCAGUUCCCCCAGUCUUUUUAUACCAUACGUGUGAUGGAGAAUAACGCCCCCGGGGCCUUGCUCAGCUCCCUCACUGCCUUUGACCCUGACCUCCAUGAGAACCAGUAUCUAGUGUAUUUCAUCCUGGAGAAGGAGAUCGCCAACACCUCCAUGUCCAUGCUGUUCUCCAUCAACCCAGAGAACGGGAACCUUUAUGCACUGAAGACCUUUGACUAUGAGAUAGAGAAGGACUUUGUUUUCCACAUCGAGGCCAGAGACUCUGGUUCUCCUCCUCUCAGCAGUAACGUGACCGUCCACAUCAUCAUUGUGGACCAAAAUGACAACGCUCCAUCUAUCGUGUCUCCGUGGUGUGAGCGUGGCUCGGUGGUGGAGGAGAAGAUCCCCAGAUCCACUGACAAAGGCUCUCUGGUUGCCAAGGUGAUAGCCUUGGACAAGGACUCUGUGCACAACUCUCGGAUCACCUACCAGUUCCUGCAGCUGGCUGACGCCUCCUUGUUCAGUCUGGACCAGUACAACGGAGAGAUCCGGACCAUGAGGAUGUUCAGUUACAAAGACCCGCGCCACCACAGGCUGGUUGUUGUUGCCAAGGACAACGGGGAGCCCGCUCUGUCUGCUACAGUCACCAUCAAGCUGCUGACAGUGGAGACUGCUGUGAAGGCCUACUCUGACAUGACUGAGAUGUCUCUGGAAUACGACAUCUUCUCAGACAUCAACCUGUAUUUGGUGAUCGGUCUGGGCUCGGUGUCCUUUCUGCUGCUGAUCACCAUACUGGUGACCAUCGUGCUGAAGUGUCAGAAGGUGAAACCCAGCAAAUCGGCUCCUCCCAGCAGGAACAGCGUGAUCAGUGAGAGGAACUCCACCAUCGCAGACUCCACUCUGGUGUCCAACGAUGCCUACUGGUACAGUCUGUUUCUAGCAGAGACCAGGAAAGGAAAGCUGGUGGUCAGACAGCCUGUGCCAAAGGGCUCCAGAUACAUCGUGUCCAGCAUCCCCAGAGGGACAGGACUGUCAGAGACCAGCGACUCAGCAGCUUCCACUCUGCAGUAUCCUAAAUGAGGACAGUCCACCCAGCAGCUGGAGGCAUCCACUGCGAGCAGCAGCAGCAGCAGCAGUUCCAAGUAAGACCUUCCCUCCAGCCAUGGACAGAUAACAGGAAAACCUUCAUGUAAAGAAGGAGGACGUCCCCAUCGAUAUGCAGUCUCCUACAUCAGUCCAUGUGGUUCCCGCUCCUCUCUCAUGCAAAAUGGCGUCAAUUCUAAAGACACACCUCUGCACCCGAAAGCAAAUCAGCAACGCCUUCAUGUUUAUUCGUUAUGCAUGAUUAGACUGCAUGGCUCCAACUACACUUCAGGACUGCUUUUUAAAACCAACACAUUCUCACACCCAAAGCAGCUAAAACUGACUAUUGGUGACCAAGUGUUUGUUUCCGACGCAUCGGGAGGCACCGCAUGGUACCAGAGCGUCGGUUUCCGAAGCCCCCGGGAAAACGCACGUUUCACCGACAUUUAACCUCUAACCUCUUGCUGUUUAACCUUCCCCUCACCCCAUCCUAACCAUAACCCAGUUUCUCCUUCUAAAUGUCUCGUUAGCUGUGUUUGAGAGGGACAGUACAACUAGAAACAACGUUUUGCAUGUGCAAGUGGGUUAAGGUUAGGAUGGGGUGAGGGGAAGGUUAAAUAGCAAGAGGGUAAAGGUCACAAUUCAGUGAAAUCUCCUUUAUCGUGGGCGUCAGAAAGUGAUGCCCUGGCACAGCGCGUCACCUCCCGACGCGUUGGAGAAAACAAACGCCUGGUUGCCCAUCGUCAGUUUCAGUCUCUUCAGGUGUGAGAAUGUGUUGUUAAAAUAGCUAAAUGUUCGUCUGGCUCAUCAAUGAGAGGACUGUAACAAUAUCCACCCUCAUGUUUGUGAAUGAUCCAGAGCGUGGACUCCAUGAGUGGAGGUGGGAUUGGCGAAUCACCUUAGAGGAACUGGUUUCCGUCUUGCAAAAUGAACAUUUGUUAAAAGUACAUUUUAAAAUCCUGUGCACUUGUUCCAGUGUUAAUGUGGAAGUUAAGCAACAUGCAAAUUGAUUUAUUUACAUCACAUAAGAAGCACAAACUUUGAAUUUUAAAAGAAAUUCAAAGAAAGUCAGUAUUUUAUAGUUGUUACCUUUUGACCUUUUAACUGCUUUUUCACUUGACUUUAACUGAGCUAGGCCUAAGACACACAAAAUGAGUGCCGACUACAUCAAACUUACAAACACAUACAGGUGAGGCCUUUAGCCAUCAUGCCUUUUAUUUGUUUCUGCAUGGAAACCACUAGAUAUGUUAUGAUACUGCACAUACCAACAAUAAUAAAACCAGUAUUUUAGUGGGACCAAAAAUUAUUUUGUGUAUUGUUCAGAUGUUCUUUUUCCUCCUUUAGCUUUGAGCAGUAGGCUGGCUGUUUAUUGCAAGGUUGUCAGAACUGUUUGAGAAGGGGCCCAAAAUUGUCAAAAUACAUGAACCGUAAAUCUGCAUCAACAGCCUGACGGAGAGAUGGUUCCAGAAUAUUCUAAAUGCAAUCGGGAGCCAAUCAAAAUCACUCUGAGGACCGCAAAUGGCUGCUGAGCUGCACGCUAUCUGGUUUAGUGGGUUUCAUAAAGUUUACUGAUGGUUUGGACUACCACUGUAUUUGAUUGUUUUGUUUACUUAAACAACUAAAGGAGUACAAAGAGAUUAAAAUAAGUACAGCCCCUUUAAACUUGAAUUUAACUAGAGAGCCCUUAUGUGUUCACAGCAAACCUGUAUGUACAUCAGAAAAACAAAUAUGCACAUGAACUUUUUAAAGUUCUGAUCCAAGCUCUGGGUUUGGGGCACAAAAACAGAUGUAACAUUUCCUUGUUACUUUACCAACAGUCUGUAUCUCUGGUUGACUUUACCCAAUGGAAUCUGAUCUCAUGUUUAUUACUGACUAUCGUGUGUGUCUGUAUAUCCAAGAAGUGAAACUGAAAUACAGCUGAUGUAUAUAAUUCAUCAUAUGCCUUUUUUAUUUCCAGUAUGAGUGCUACAGCACGUCUUUAAUGUGAACAAAUCUAUGUGCCAUCAGAUUCAAUGGUCAGCUUAAAUAAGGCAACCAGAAGUCAUGCAUCGAGCUGCUUAUUAGCGAAGCACAGAUUGUUUCUUGUACAAAGUUUUAAUGUUACAGCCAAACAUGAACAGUAAGUGCUUUUGUACAGUGGCUCUAUUAUAGUGCAGUCUGUUGUGUAAUGUGUGCUUAUUGUAUGCUACGGUUCGAUCUGUGCGAGUUAUUAAAACAAACUUCUCACUA
This is a messenger RNA of Nothobranchius furzeri (turquoise killifish), 4750 nucleotides long. Its product is annotated as protocadherin alpha-C2. Gene Ontology annotation, molecular function: calcium ion binding. Lineage: Eukaryota; Metazoa; Chordata; Actinopteri; Cyprinodontiformes; Nothobranchiidae. Gene Ontology annotation, biological process: homophilic cell-cell adhesion. Gene Ontology annotation, cellular component: plasma membrane. The record is from RefSeq and is a predicted model, not a curated record.